UCAAUAAAUUUAUAGUGUCUAAUAAACUUUUUGUUGAUAAAAGAGGUAUUUUGAUGGGUUUGGGUUGGAAUCGUGUUAUAUACAUAUGUAUAUUUAUAUAUUUAUGUAUAGAUAUAUCAUUGGGUUCAAGUAAAGAAUUGGAAGGAAUCGAACACAGAACAAUUAAAGCUAAUGGAAUCAAAAUUCAUAUAGCAGAGAAAGGAAAAGAAGGUCCAGUUGUUUUAUUCCUUCACGGCUUCCCUGAACUCUGGUACACAUGGCGGCACCAGAUUGCGGCUCUAGGUUCACGCGGCUACAGAGCCGUGGCUCCAGAUCUACGUGGAUACGGUGACACCGAUGCUCCAGGUUCUAUAAGCAAUUAUACGAUAAUUCACUUAGUAAAUGAUAUCGUUGGUGUAAUCGACGCGCUUGGUGUGGAUAAAGUAUUUCUUGUGGGCCAUGAUUGGGGUGCUGGCGUUGGUUGGCAUCUCUGUUUGUUUCAUCCUGAAAGAGUAAAAGCUUACGUUGCUUUGAGUGUUCCCUAUGCGCCUAGAAAUCCCAAAGUGAAACCACUUGAUGCCGCGCGAGCUUUGUAUGGGGAUGAUUAUUAUAUGUGCAGAUUCCAGCAACCAGGGAAAGCAGAAGCUGAAUUUGCCAAAGUUGGGACAGAAAUGGUGGUCAAGGUAUUGCUCACAGGUCGUACUUCUGGGCCACUAAUCUUACCCAAAGGUGGCUUGGGUUCUAAUGUAGAUCCUUCACAUCCACCUCCACUCCCUUCAUGGCUCUCACAAAAAGAUGUGUCUUACUAUGUUUCUAAACUUAAAAAAUCAGGAUUCACUGGUGGCCUUAACUACUAUAGAAAUCUCAACACAAAUUGGGAGCUUACUGCAGCAUGGACUGGAGCAAAAGUGAAAGUACCUGUGAAAUUCAUCACAGGUGAUUUGGAUGUAAUUUACAAUUCGUCGGGUAAUAAGGAAUAUAUUCAUGGUGGUGGUUUCAAGAGAUAUGUGCCAAAUUUGAAAGAAGUGGUUAUUAAAAAAGGUGUUGCUCACUUCAUCCAACAAGAAGCUGCUGAGUUUGUCACCGAUCACAUUUAUAAAUUUAUCAACAAGUUCUGAUUUUCUCACUUGCUGUUUACUUAAAUAUCGUCUUCUAAUGAAUAAUUAAGCCGCGAUUUGCAUAUGAUAAGCAUGUACAAGAGGUUUUUUAAAAUAAUAAUUGAUAUUUCUAGAUCACAUA
This is a messenger RNA of Cicer arietinum (chickpea), 1218 nucleotides long. Its product is annotated as epoxide hydrolase 1. Gene Ontology annotation, molecular function: catalytic activity. NCBI's taxonomy places the organism in Eukaryota, Viridiplantae, Streptophyta, Magnoliopsida, Fabales, Fabaceae. The record is from RefSeq and is a predicted model, not a curated record.